Planococcus citri (citrus mealybug) is the source of this 1813-nucleotide messenger RNA. RefSeq names its product probable tubulin polyglutamylase TTLL2. Bases 54 to 1580 code for a protein of 508 amino acids. The record is from RefSeq and is a predicted model, not a curated record. Gene Ontology annotation, biological process: protein polyglutamylation; microtubule cytoskeleton organization. The transcript has 7 exons. NCBI's taxonomy places the organism in Eukaryota, Metazoa, Arthropoda, Insecta, Hemiptera, Pseudococcidae. Gene Ontology annotation, cellular component: cilium. Gene Ontology annotation, molecular function: tubulin-glutamic acid ligase activity; tubulin binding.
UUCACGAAUGAAUCAAUCUUAUAACAAGUAAAUCAUCAGAAAAUUAUAAUCUUAUGGAAGAUUUGGACAAAAGCAACUUUAUAUUUCGUAUAAAUGAUAAUGGUAUCGGUCCAAAUCUUCUUCACCAAGUUUGUCUGGAAAGAGGUUGGCAAGCUUACGGAGAUCUAGGAUCAGGGCGAGAAUGGAACUUGUGGUGGCGUACUAAAGGAUUUCCUGUUUUUCAUUGUCAUCGAUUAGAUAAAGAACAAUUCACUAAUCAUAUACCAUAUGCCUCGUUCAUCUGUAGGAAAGAUAAUCUUAUCAGGUGUUUGAAAUGUAUGAAAAAAAUCUAUGGAUCUUCGUUUAAUUUUAUCCCUGAAGGGUUUAAUCUUCCUUUGGAGUAUAAAAAAUUACUUGCUUUUUGUAAAACCGAAGAAAAGUUCAAUAGUUCUGGCAGUAAAGAGAUCUGGAUUUGCAAACCUGUUGGAUUAAGUCAAGGAAGAGGAAUUUCUCUGUUUCAGAACCCCAGCGACCUGGUUUACAACUCGAACGCAGUGGUUCAAAAAUACGUGAAGAAUCCAUUACUCAUAGGAGGAUAUAAAUUCGACCUAAGACUAUACGUCCUGGUACCAUCAUUCCAUCCACUUACAGUCUACAUUUAUCGAGAAGGCUUAGCCCGUUUCGGCACUGAGAAAUUUUCAUUGAAUAAUUUAAAAAAUCGUUUCGCUCAUCUUACCAACAGUUCUCUGAAUAAAUUAGGUCCCGGUUACUUGGAAACCAAAGAACGCAUAGGAGCAGGUUGUAAAUGGAGUUUACAGCAGCUACGGUGUUAUUUACAGCAAACAAUUGGCUCCGAUUGGUUGUUAUGGCAAAAUAUUUCAACGAUGAUAGUGCUGACAAUAGUUAGCCAGUUAUCCAAAGUACCAAAUACGGUGAAUUGUUUCGAAUUUUACGGUUUCGAUAUUUUAAUAGAUUCCGAACUGAAACCAUGGUUAAUCGAGGUCAACUUGAGUCCUGCAUUGAGCAUCGACUGUAGUCUAGACCCAGAUAUUAAGAAACCAAUGAUACACGAUAUGUUCGACUUGAUCGGCUUACCGAUGUGUAACACAGGCUUAGCUCUACUCACUGCCAAUCCGAACCCGAUAAAUCGAGCUAGUAAACUGAGCAGGAAAUCUUCCGAGACUUUAAUUAAAGCUGCCAUUAAAUGGAAACAACAACGUUCGCGUAUACGUAACGCAAAACGAACGCAUUUCGUUAAAAGUACUAUAGAAUUCGUCGAUAAUCGCGAAUACGAUGAGAAAUCACGCUGGGGCAAUGGCAGAAAUUGGAACCAUCCCAAAGGCAGCGAUGGCAACUGGGUCAGAGUAUACCCAUCACUUUUAUCCAACAAUAACAAGAUCAAAUUCGUCAAGCUGAAUAAUCAUAAUCACAGGACGUACAGCACGGAUGAAAUUAAAUCCGUCGUAUCUUCCAUCGUCUCGUAUUCGAAAAUAGCUAAAGAAAUUUUCUUACUGAAUCCAGAAGCUAAAGAUGACCAACUUAAUACGUUAAUGAUGCCUUAUCUUAGACCAGAUUCGAAAAUUUGGUUACCACCUGUGUAAAGAGUUGAUAGGUUUAGAGAGGUUUUAGGUAUGUAGCGUGUCGAGUUGAAUUUUUUUUUCAGUUACAAAUUGAAUUAAUGACGGCCUUCAUCGUUUGUUUGAACGAAUAAAUUUUGAAUUAUUACAAUUUGAGAGAUAUCUACCUACUACUUAAUGUUUAUUACGAAGGUAUAAUAUUUUUAUACGGUAUGUUCUCGUGUUCAAUCAAGUAAUAAAUUUAAUUGUGUUGCAAU